Arachis ipaensis is the source of this 765-nucleotide messenger RNA. NCBI's taxonomy places the organism in Eukaryota, Viridiplantae, Streptophyta, Magnoliopsida, Fabales, Fabaceae. The record is from RefSeq and is a predicted model, not a curated record.
AUGGAACAAAAUAUGAUUCCUAACCUUUUGAAAAGUGGACAUAUUUACCCCUCCGUUAGAGUUGUUCCGUUUGGCCUGACGAAAAACGGUGACGUGGCUCCCGUGGCGCUGACCUCGCCGUUACGGGCUGUCACGUGGGAUGGUCUUUUGAAAAGAGGACAAAACUCCCUCUCCGGCCCACUCCCUUCUCUAUCCGACCUCUCUAACCUCCAAACUGCCUACUUCGGCCGCAACAACUUCACCUCCAUCCCCUCCGCCGCAUUCUUCGGCCUCACCAGCCUCCAAAAACUCAGCCUCUUCAACAACCCUUCCCUACCCCCCUGGCCCUUCCCCACCGACUUAACUCAAUCAUCAACUCUCAGCGACCUCGAUUUCGGUUCCUCCGGAAUCACCGGCGACCUUCCGGACAUCUUUGACUCCUUUCUCAGUCUCCAGAACCUUCGCCUCUCCUACAACAACCUCACCGGAGCCUUGCCCAAGUCCCUUGCGUCCUCCUCGAUUAUCAACCUGUGGCUUAACAACCAACAAAACAGUUUAUCGGGGACAAUUGAGCCUAGGGAUAACAAGCUAACCGGGGUCGUUCCGAGCUCAUUGAUGGCGCUUCCAAACUUGAAGAACGUAUCUUUGGACAACAAUGAGUUGCAGGGUCCUGUGCCAGCGUUCGGUAAGGGUGUGCAGGUGAUGGUUUUGCUUAAGGUUGCUGAGGAUUUUGGGUAUCCGAGUCGGUUUGCGGAAUUGUGGAAAGGGAAUGAUCCUUGCACAUAA